Trichoderma gamsii is the source of this 2655-nucleotide messenger RNA. Its product is annotated as glutamyl aminopeptidase. Bases 1 to 2655 code for a protein of 884 amino acids. The transcript is spliced from 3 exons. Gene Ontology annotation, cellular component: cytoplasm. Gene Ontology annotation, molecular function: metalloaminopeptidase activity; zinc ion binding; peptide binding. Lineage: Eukaryota; Fungi; Ascomycota; Sordariomycetes; Hypocreales; Hypocreaceae. The record is from RefSeq and is a predicted model, not a curated record. Gene Ontology annotation, biological process: peptide catabolic process; proteolysis.
AUGACCGACCGCGACGUUCUUCCCGAUAACAUCAAGCCCUCCCACUAUGUUUUGUCCUUGCGCGACCUCGACUUCAAGGCUUGGACGUACAAGGGCACUGUGACCAUCCAAUCCGAAAUCGUCAAGCCUACCAAAGAGGUUGUCCUCAACGCCCUCGAGCUCAAGGUGCACAAUGCCAAGGUCCAGGUUGACCACACAAAGUCUGAGCAGAAGUGGGAGUCCUCCAAUGUCUCCUACGACGGCAAGGCUCAGCGUGUCACCAUCGCUUUUGACCAGGAGAUCCCCGCUUCCAAAAAGGCUUCCGUCGUCAUCGAGUUCGAAGGUAUCAUCAACAACGAGAUGGCUGGCUUCUACCGCAGCAAAUACAGACCCGCUGAAACCCCCGCCGCCUCGGUCCCCCACGAUGACGAGUGGCACUACAUGCUCAGCACCCAGUUCGAAUCCUGCGAUGCCCGCCGAGCUUUCCCUUGCUUCGACGAGCCUAACCUAAAGGCCACCUACGACCUUGAUGUCGAGAUUCCCGCCGACCAGGUCGCCCUGAGCAACAUGCCGGUCAAGGACAUCAAGCCGUCCAAGGAAGGAUGGCACGUCGUGUCUUUCGAGACUUCUCCUCUUAUGAGCUCCUACCUCCUGGCUUGGGCUGUCGGUGACUUUGAGUACAUCGAGCAGCUGACCGACCGCAAAUACAAUGGAAAGCAGAUCCCAGUCCGUGUCUACACCACCCGUGGUCUUAAGGAACAGGGCCGUUGGGCUCUCCAGCACGCCCCCAAGAUUAUCGAUUACUUCUCCGAGAUCUUCGACAUUGACUACCCGCUGCCCAAGUCUGAUCUGCUUGCUGUCCACGAGUUUACCCACGGCGCCAUGGAGAACUGGGGUCUGGUUACCUACCGCACCACUCAGGUCCUCUUUGACGAGAAGACUUCCGAUAGCCGCUUCAGAAACUCUGUCGCCUACGUCGUGGCUCACGAACUUGCUCACCAAUGGUUUGGCAACUUGGUUACUAUGGACUGGUGGGAUGAGCUGUGGCUCAACGAAGGUUUCGCUACCUGGGUCGGAUGGCAUGCCGUCGACCACCUGCACCCCGAGUGGGAGGUCUGGUCUCAGUUCGUCAAUGAGGGCAUGCAGAAUGCCUUCCGCCUUGACGGUAUUCGCGCCAGUCACUCCAUCCACGUGCCUGUCCGCGAUGCUCUCGACGUGAACCAGAUCUUUGACCACAUCAGCUACCUCAAGGGAUGCUCUGCCAUCCGCAUGCUUGCCAACCAUCUCGGAGUGGAGACUUUCCUCAAGGGUGUCUCCAACUACCUCAAGGCCCACGCCUAUGGCAAUGCCAAGACCAAGGCACUUUGGGAUGCGCUCACUGAGGCCUCUGGCAAGGACAUCAACGAAAUCAUGUAUCCUUGGAUUUCCAAGAUUGGACACCCGGUCUUGACUGUGGAGGAGAAGCCUGGACAAAUUGCCAUCAAGCAGUCCCGUUUCCUGUCUACCGGCGAUGUCAAGCCCGAAGAUGACACCACCACUUGGUGGGUUCCCCUUGGCGUGGCCGGAAAGAAGGGCGAGGCUGGUGUUGCCGAUCUGUCCUUGACCAAGAAGGAGGAUACUAUCCUUGACAUUGAUGAGGAUUUCUAUAAGCUCAACAGCGGCGCAACUGGCUUCUACCGCGUAGCUUACCCUCCCUCUCGCCUGGCCAAGCUGAGCACUCAGCUCGACAAGCUUGGCACCGAGGACAAGAUUUUCACCCUUGGCUCAACUGCGGAUCUUGCUUUCGCCGGCAACAGCUCUUCGUCAGCCCUCCUGAGCUUUAUCCAGGGCUUCCAGAAGGAGACUCAUCCUCUCGUCUGGAGCCAAGUUCUUGACUGCAUUAGAGAACUCAAGUCUGUCUUUGAAGAGGACAAGGAGAUUAAGCAGGGUAUUAACAACUUCACCGUCAAGCUGAUUGAUGAGAAGGUCAAGCAGGUUGGAUGGGAGUUCCCCGAGGGCGAGGAUUACCUUGGCGGUAUUCUGCGCAAGGAACUCCUUCUUAGCGCUCUUUCUGCUGGACACCCCGAGGUCAAGGCGGAAGGUAUCAAGCGAUUCAACGCUUGGGUUGAAAACCCCGAGGCCAACCCCAUCCACCCGUCUCUACGAAGCAUCGUCUGGCGCGCUGGUCUCGCCGACAACGCCGCGCGCAACGUCGAAGUCCUCAAGAAGGAGUGGUUCAGCACCAAGGCCAUCGACGGCAAACUCAUUGUUCUCAGCUGUCUUGCCACUGUGGAAGAUGCCGAUCUUAUCAAGAACAACCUCGUUCCCUUCAACUUCAACUCAUCUCCUCCCCAGAACGCCGUCCCUGCGGCCGAUAUGCACGUGCUUGGUGGCAACCUGGCCGCUCACCCUACUGGCCGUACCAUCCAGUGGGACUUUAUGAAGAACAACUGGGAUCUUGUCGCCGCCAAGCUCGGAAACCCCAUUGUUGUCGACCGCUUCAUUGGCCUUAGCUUGAAACCCUUUACUGACAUUGCCAUCAUUGACGAAGUUGAGGAGUUCUUCAAGGAUAAGGACACGAGCAGCUUUAACCGUACGCUCGAGACGGCCAAGGACAGAAUUAGGGGCAGGGCUUCGUACAAGAAGCGUGACGCUGCUGCGCUGAAGCAGUGGCUCUCGACUAAUGGGUACAACUAA